Messenger RNA from Zootermopsis nevadensis, 2231 nucleotides. It is a transcript of the gene knk, whose product is annotated as cytochrome and DOMON domain-containing protein knickkopf. NCBI's taxonomy places the organism in Eukaryota, Metazoa, Arthropoda, Insecta, Blattodea, Termopsidae. The record is from RefSeq and is a predicted model, not a curated record.
GUUUCGGACAGAGUUUGGCUGCCUGGUAGCGGUCAACGGAACCGCUGCACAAGGAGAAACAGUGGGCGUCGUAUCGUAAAGCACAACGGUACCAGUCCGAGAUUCUGUGCCCAGGUGAACAGCUGGAACAUCAAGAAGACAAGAAGAAAUGCAUUUUUUCAAUUAUUCCUAUCAAACAUGAUAUUUCGAAAUCGGACAUUAUUCAAUGUGUUGACUGUAUUGAUAUUAGCAGUGAGCCAUGCCGAGUGUGAGGAAAAGGAAGCGUACAAGGGGAAAUAUCUUGGCAAGAUUAAUUCCUAUCACCACCAGGUGUCAGGCGAUAUCUAUGCGCUGCUCACCAGUUUCAAUUACGAUGGGAAUGGAGCUGAUACAUUCUUCUGGUCUGGUGCUGCCAACCGUCCUGGACCGCAAGGCUUCAUAGUUCCUGAUGAAUAUGGCAAGACAAAUGUAUUGGACCGUUACUUUAACAAAGACUUCACUCUCACAUUGCCUGAUAAGAAGAAGAUCACAGAGAUCAAGUGGCUAGCUGUGUAUGACCUCGCCAGUCAGAACACAUUUGGAGAUGUCUACAUACCAGAAGAGUUUGAGCCACCCACAGCUCAGCAGAUCUCACGGCUUACCGGUCGUUCUCACAAUGUGGACUCUGAAAACAUUGAGAUAAUUGAUGCAAAGACAAUAAAGAUAUCACAGUUCACGUAUAAUGGCGAAGGGAAAGACACGUACUUCUGGGUCGGACUGGGACCCCAGCCAUCGUCUAAAGGCAUCAAAGUCCCAGAUGAAUAUGGAUACCUGGAUCCUCUGAGAACGUACAGCAAGGAAGACAUCAUACUGCAGCUUCCAGGAGAAUGGACCAUCUUUGAAAUUGACUGGUUCAGCAUAUUUGAUGUAGAGAGCAAAGAGAAUUACGGAUCUUUUAUCAUCCCAGACAGUUUGAACGUGCCACCAUCGCUUAUCAAAGUUGUGCCACACACAAGCACUCUACCGAACUGCUUCCAGCUACACAAAGACCUUCAAGUGAGUUGGGAGAUAUUUGGUCCUCAGAUCACCAUUCAACUUUCCGGCCAAGUUGAUGAAGAUGGGUACAUGGCCUUCGGGUUGAGCGCUGCCGAGAACAGGAGCGAAAUGAUUGGUUCUGACGUUGCAGUUGCAUACGUAGAUGGUAUCUUCGGUCACGCUACUGACUACAACAUUACAGCGAAAGCUCCUUGUGUCAAAGUGUUGGGUCAGUACAAAGGUGUCUGUAAGGACGAGUUGGUUGGAGGUAUCGAUAACAACCAGCUGCACUCCGCCGUGCGAGAAAAUGGCAUUAACAUCAUCACAUAUCGACGCACACUCAUAUCAUCUGAUCCUGGAGAUAAGGAAUAUCCUACAGAAAUGCCAUCUUAUGUGGUGUGGGCCAUCGGACGGUUGAACCACAAUAAAGAACCCAUGUUCCACGACAUUUACCCAAAAGGAAACGUGAAACUUGAACUGAAUAGGAAGGAGAAAGAAAGCAAUUGCUUUGCUUUCACCCAUACCCAGGAGAGUUACAGGGAACCCUGGGGCAAGAGUCAAAUUUUUGACCGAAAAAUCCGAACAUUCACAGCCACUUUAGGGCCAUCUGGAGGGAAAAGAGGAUACCAAGGCAUUACUGGAAUGACCUCCGCUGUGCUGGCCUGGUACAUCAAUGGUUACCUGAUCCCUGAGCUGUGGCUACGUAGAGGGUUGACAUAUGCCUUCAAAGUGUAUGGGGGCAAUAACCCCCAUAGUGCUGAGACCUAUCACCCCUUCAUAAUUACUGAUGAGCCUCAUGGAGGGUUCGACAGGCUCAGCGAAGAGGCCCAGAAAAAAGUAAGAGUCCUGGCAGGUGUAGAGUUCACAAGAAGGGGACAGCCACGUCCCACUGCGGUGGGACCUCUGUGCAUUGCACAGCACAAUGGAAGAGACAGAAGACUGGAUAAUGAUUUUCCAACAUUCAAGAAGUUCAAUCGCUCCCUGGUGUUCUCGUGUGAUGAAGGAGAGCCAGCCAUCUUGGAGGUGACACCCAACACGACAUGGCCGGAUGUCGUCUAUUAUAACAGUUUCACGCAUACCAAUAUGGGCUGGAAGAUUCACAUCGUGGACAGUUACACUAGCGCAUCUCUCUCAGUCAUUCAAAUGUCUGCGUCAACUGUGAUACUCAUGUGUACUGCUACAAUGUUUGCAGCAUUGCAGCACUUGUUUUUGAUACAAUAAAUAUCUUGUUCUGUCUA